UUCGAAGUUGCUUGCGUUUUCAAAAUUUUGCAUUCAUUUCACAUUUUACGGCAAUCACAAAUCGUUUCAACAUGGAAAAAUGGGUACGGGACACGUUAUCCAAGUGCCUGGACUGCGUGGUCACCGACAAGAUGAUGGAGGCCAUUUUGGAGAUCAAGGAUGACUACGAUUUCGACAACUAUUUUGGCAAUCUGCUGUGCGAGGAGAUUGAGGAGCAUCGCCUCUUUCUGCUCAACUGCCGCCGCAUGCUGCUGAGCGGCAAACAGGCGCGCAACAACGCCAAGGGCGGCACACCGACCAAACAAAUUCCAAACAGAUCGCCAAUAAUGAAUAAAAAGGCGACCGUCGGUGCCAGUGGCGGUGGCGGUGGAGGAGCCAAGGGCAAGCAGGCGAAAUAUGUGAAUUUGUAUGCGAACGAUGGCCGCUUGCAGGGCGACACAAUUAUGCUGAAGGGACGCCGCCACUGCGACUGCCAGGCGGCGCAGCACAAGCUAAUCAACAAUUGCCUCGCCUGUGGUCGCAUUGUGUGCGAGCAGGAGGGCAGCGGGCCGUGCCUCUUCUGCGGCUGUCCCGUUCACACGCCCGAAGAGGAGCUGCAGCUGGCCAAGGAUGCCUCCAAGAGCAGCCAACUGGCCAAGACACCGAACAGCCAUGGCCAGAAAACGGGCAAGCAGCAGUCAAAGAAGAACAAAGCGACGAACAGCAGCAGCCAGAAGCCUGGCGAUGGUCUGGAGAAGGCAAUCGCUCAGCGGGAUCGCCUGCUGGAGUACGAUCGGAACAGCGAGAAGCGGACGACAGUCAUCGACGACGAGCUGGACUACUUCCAGGAGAACUCCGUCUGGCUGAGCGACGUCGAGCGGGAGAAGUACGAGCGGCUGAAGAGCGAGAUGCACGAACUGAAGCACGGCAGUCGGCUGACGCGCAAGAUUAAGGUUGAUUUCGCGGGACGAGAGGUGGCCGAGGAGCUGCCCGUCACCAAGGAGUACGAGCAGCAGGUGAUUCAGGAUUUGGCUGCCAUCAGCAAAGCGGAUGGUCUACUGGCUGGCAAAUCUUCGUCCCUAACUGGCCACUCGGCCAUGGCACUGGCGCCCAAUCUGGGCAUGGCCAGGCCGCCCGUUUAUCGGCCGAGCAAGGAGCACAAGAGCUGGCCAGCGGCACCAGCGGCCAGCGAUAAUCUGGAGCGCAUCUACAACCGCGUGCAGGACAAGGAGCUGCUCGAGAUGCAGGAUAUGCGGCAGUGCAUGUCCAUGCAUCAGCCCUGGGCCUCGCUGCUGGUGGCGGGCAUCAAAAGGCACGAGGGACGCGUGUGGUAUAGCGAGCAUCGCGGACGUUUGUGGAUCGCUUCGACGGCCAAGGAGCCACAUCCAGAGGAGAUAGCACACAUGGAGGAGUUCUAUCGCCUCCACUACAAGGAUCCAAAUCUGAAGUUCCCCGAGCACUAUCCCACCAGCAGCCUGCUGGGCUGCGUUCAUGUGGAGAAUUGUGUGCCGCAGGAGGAAUAUCGCGACUCGUAUCCACGCGGCGAGUCCGACAGUCCCUAUGUGUUUGUCUGCAGCAAGCCGGAGCAGCUGCAAAUACUGCUACCCGUUCAGGGGGAUCAUAAGAUUUAUGAACUGCCGCUGAAAACGCACAAUGCGGCCUGCAAGACGCUGCUUAGGGCCAGGGCCAACAAGGGAUAGGCGCAAAGGGGCUUUAAACAUUCGCAAAGCACUUAAAAUGCUGAUUAAACUUU
Drosophila subobscura is the source of this 1732-nucleotide messenger RNA. Its product is annotated as activating signal cointegrator 1. Bases 72 to 1679 code for a protein of 535 amino acids. Gene Ontology annotation, molecular function: transcription coactivator activity; zinc ion binding. Gene Ontology annotation, cellular component: nucleus. Gene Ontology annotation, biological process: positive regulation of DNA-templated transcription. The record is from RefSeq and is a predicted model, not a curated record. The transcript has 5 exons. NCBI's taxonomy places the organism in Eukaryota, Metazoa, Arthropoda, Insecta, Diptera, Drosophilidae.